Dermacentor albipictus is the source of this 1519-nucleotide messenger RNA. It is a transcript of the gene CLS, whose product is annotated as cardiolipin synthase. Gene Ontology annotation, molecular function: cardiolipin synthase (CMP-forming) activity. Gene Ontology annotation, biological process: cardiolipin biosynthetic process. The record is from RefSeq and is a predicted model, not a curated record. Lineage: Eukaryota; Metazoa; Arthropoda; Arachnida; Ixodida; Ixodidae. Gene Ontology annotation, cellular component: mitochondrion; membrane.
UCCGAAUCCAAUAGACCGCCAUUCAUCAUGGCGGUUGUUGUGGUCCCGAACGUCCCGAAUUAGCGUGUCGGCGGGGUUGACGCUCCAUGUGCUCUCUUUAAUUACUCCACGCUGGCUUCUUCGAGCUUAUCGACUCGUCACUUCGCAACGAACCUUCGCCGGAUUUUGUGCAGUGAGCUUACGACGAUUCCGUAGGCGCCCUCCGACACAUUUGUGCCGUGCCGUCCCUGGAGGUGUCCCGACACACAAAACAAACCACGGCGUGACGACGGCCGUUUCGUCAACAACCACUCCCUCCCAGGCGCCGGCAAACGGCUCGUCGACGGCCGUCUCCUCCACAUGGCGCUCAGACUGUGGUCGCGGCGCGGUGGCCCGCCGCUGCGGACGCUACUACGGCGCGUCCCCGGCCCGGCCCGCGCCGACACCGUGAGCGUUGGGAUCACCGCAGCUGCGCUCGAUGUGGCGCCUUGUCUGUCGCCGGCGUCGAACUGCGUGUGGCGCGUGUCGUGCAUCUCGACGGGUGCCGGAGGCGGCGGUGAUCGCGGCGCCGAGGAGCCGGUGGCGACAAGGCCCGACUUUCUGCGGGCCCGGACGCGCGUUCAGCGCACUCGCGAGUCGCUGGCGAAGACCGGACGCUCGCUGCGAGCCACGCGCGAGAAAGUCACCGAGAACGUCGAGCAGACCAAGCGGAUCGUGACCGAGCGCAUGGGCCAUCUGCGCGAGAACGUCAUGACCAUACCUAACGCCCUCUCACUGGCGCGGCUCUGCUCCAGCCCCGUCCUCGGCUACUUGGUGGUGACCGAGGGCUACACUUCUGCCCUCGUCCUUUUCGCUGCAGCAGGAGUCACUGACGUGCUGGAUGGCUGGGUGGCCAGGUCGUUCCCCUCUCAGCAGAGCAUGUUGGGCACGGUGGUGGACCCCCUGGCUGACAAGUGCCUGGUUGCCACCCUCUUCCUCAGCCUCACUGUGGCAGGACUCAUCCCAGUUCCCUUGACCGCACUCAUCGUGACCCGGGAUAUCACCCUCGUGGGCUGCGCAGGCUACCUCCGGUUUGCCUCCCUUCCUGCACCUAAAACGUUUUUGAGGUACUUCGAUGUCAGCUUGGCAACCGUCAAGUUCUCUCCCACCAGCAUCAGCAAGGCCAACACUGCUGUGCAGCUGGGACUUGUGGCAGCCACACUAGCUGCCCCCGUGUUUGGCUUUGUGGAUCACAGUGCCCUGCAUGCCUUCUGGUACCUGACAGCGAGCACGACAGUGCUGUCAGGUUUAACGUACCUGUUUACAAAGGACGCUUACCAGUUCAUCAGGAAGGACAAGUCAUAGCUGUCUGGAGGAUCGGCUGAUACACAAGUGCUACGUUAUGGGAUGAGUAGCCACCGAGCUAGUUCUUUACUGAAUCUUGUUGAACAGCUAGUGCCCCUCCUUUUUCUUUUUUUUUGUUAUAAUUGAACUGUUUUAUUGUUUCAAGGCAGGUGAGAGAAUUGUUUCUGUUGCAAUUAAAAAUGUAUUCUUGUUAGUA